AUGUCAGUCAAGCCUCAACAGAGUGGCGGAGCAGCCUCCCCAGCAGACCCGGAGAGGCAGAUCUUUGUGCAGACCCUGGCAGGCAAGGCCAUCACACUCGAUGUCGAGCCCAGUGAUACCACUGAGAAUGUCGAAGCUAAAAUCCAAGACAAGCAGGAGUCCACUCUGCACUUGGUGCUUCGUCUGCGGGGUGGCAUCAUUGAGACUUCCCUCCGCCAGCUCGCCCAGAAGUACCACCGCGACAAGAUGACCUGCCACAAGUGUUACGCUCGCCUGAAUCCCCGUGCUGUCAACUGCCCUAAGAAGUCUGGCCACACCAACCACCUAUGCCCCAAGAAUAAAGUCAAAUAUGGAAGGCCCUUCCACCACCUCCCGGGCCCACAUGGUGGCCUCUGCCCAAACCUCUUGGCCCUGGGCUUCGAUACAGUUUCCCUUUUGUUGAAAAAAGAUAAAAACUAA
This is a messenger RNA of Hipposideros armiger (great roundleaf bat), 459 nucleotides long. RefSeq names its product ubiquitin-60S ribosomal protein L40-like. Lineage: Eukaryota; Metazoa; Chordata; Mammalia; Chiroptera; Hipposideridae. The transcript is spliced from 3 exons. The coding region runs from base 1 to 459 and encodes 152 amino acids. The record is from RefSeq and is a predicted model, not a curated record. Gene Ontology annotation, cellular component: ribosome. Gene Ontology annotation, biological process: translation. Gene Ontology annotation, molecular function: structural constituent of ribosome.